Molecule: messenger RNA, 3287 nt
Organism: Gastrolobium bilobum
Lineage: Eukaryota; Viridiplantae; Streptophyta; Magnoliopsida; Fabales; Fabaceae
Product: FIP1[V]-like protein
Exons: 9
Coding region: 1-3222 (1073 amino acids)
Biological process (GO): mRNA processing
Source: RefSeq, a predicted model, not a curated record
AUGGAAGAUUUUAACGAUGACGAUUUCGGCGAACUCUACGCCACCGACGUUGAAGUUCCCAAUACAUUCCCCAAAGAAGAAGAAGAAGAAGAAGAAGAGGAAGCCAAUGCUAACAGUAAUGGUGUCAAUCUUGACCAGGAGAAGAACAAUGACUCAGUGAAUGACAAUUGUGUUGCGAGCGACAGCGACGACGAUGACGAUUUGAAUAUCGUCUUGAAUGACGAAGAUAUUCCUGCCGGUGUUGUUGGUUGCGAUGAAGACGGUGAUGGGGAUGAGGGUGAUGAUCACGGUUCGGAAUUGGUGAGCAAAAAUGGGAUCAGAGGUGGUCACGGUUCCAGAUUUUUUCAUCAUAAGGCGAAGUACACGAGGAGUAGAGGGUCGAUGUUUGUGAAUAAUAUGAAUGCCAAUACGUCCAUGGGGAUGGCUUCCUACUGUCCAUCCUUGAAUAAAGGCAGCCAGAAUGGUGAUAUGUGUGCUGCAGCAAAUCCUAUGGUGGUUCAAUGUGGAUAUGGAUCGUUUCUUCCUUGGUACUGGAGUAUAUUUAAUGUAAACAUUGAUACAUUAAAGGAGAAGCCAUGGAAGGUUCCUGGAGUUGAGAAAACAGAUUACUUCAACUUUGGUUUUAAUGAGAGCACUUGGAAACUAUACUGUGCUUCAUUGGAGCAACUUUGGCAAACAUCCCUGCAAACUGGUAUUUCUGUUGAUGAGUCUGCAAAAUUGAAUCAGGAAGCCAUGAGAGAGCAUAUUGAUCAAGUUGUCUCAGGGAGUGUUAUUUAUCCUUCAUCAGAUGGAAAAUUGCCAAAAGGCAGAGCAAUUCAGGUUGAGGACAGCAUGUUUGAACGCCAACCAUCCAUAGAUGUAAGGCGUCCACGCAGUAGGGAUUCUGAUGUUAUUAUACAGAUCAAGGUGCUCGAGUCCUCUGACGAUUGUUCUGGUUCUGGAAAUAGCAUUGUAAUGGAUACAUCAUUAGAAGGGGAAUCUAUUUUAGGCAAUAACAGAAAUAUGUUCAAUUCUUCCAGUGAACGUGAGGAUGUUCUGUCCGAAGAUCAGUUGGAAGAUGUGAAAAAUUCAGAGGACUCUUCUAUUCAGGAAAGAAGUGGCCUGAUUCCUGGUGUAGAUGAAGAUGAGCAUCAGAAUCAAGCAGACCAACAUUCUGAAGACACUGCAGAAAUACCAGGGGGAGAAAUAAAAGCAGAGGAAGGCGGUGGCAUAGACACAUGCAAUUCUGAUCCAUGCUGGAUUGAAUCGGAAUUGUCACUUGGUGAUCAAGAGCAUAGCCUGACUUCCUACCGUGACAGUGAUUCUGAGGCAUCAGAAAACAGUGUACAGGUUGAUGAUGAGAAAAGUCUUAGCCCUUUAAGACGGAAAUCAAUGAAUUCUGUCACCGACUUGAAGGAGUGUUUGCCACUUUAUUGUAAGAGUUCAAAGAACAAGAGUCUCAACAGACAAGCAGUAAAUAUACCUUAUUAUUCAAGAACUAGAGGUCCAUUUGAAAAGGAAUGGAGGCAUCAAGGUGUUAGACAUGAGCCUGGUUCGAAUCUGAAUGAGCACAUUGAAAAUAAAAAUGAUGUCUCCUCCAUCCUCAUGUCCAGUUAUGACAGACAUAAAGGACAACUGCAAGGUUUUGUCAGUCAUAAAAGAAGAGAUGUUUCUUAUAAUAGGGAAGCAAAACGAUCCUGCUAUUACAGUGGUGAAAAGGUUGUUAAUGACCCAGUUCAGACAGUGCACUCUAAAUAUUCAUAUCGAGAAGAUCAAGAAAGCUUCAGGGAGAAUAUAAACCGAUAUGACAGAAAAAAUGGGGAUGUGAGGGAUCAUUUUUUUAAACCAAGUUCUCGAAUGGAAGAUAGUGAGGACAGAGAGAGAGAUUGGUAUCGUGCUGGUUGUAGGUACUCUUCUGAUGACCCGAGUCCUCACUCUUAUGGGGAAUCAAGGCUGUUUCUGCAAAAACAUUCAUCUUUUCCUGGUAAGGAGAGGGAUACUCAAAGGAGAAUAAUGAAUGGCAAGUCCCAUUUUAGAGACAGAAACUGCAAUAAUGAUUUUUAUGAUUGUGAGUUUGAGUUUCAAAACAAAAGCUAUAUAAUGUCCACUUCUGCUGCUGAUAGAGAAAUGGAAUCUUUUGAUAAUGAACAUGAAGAACAGUUUCCACAUAUUGAUAGAGAUUGGAGAUCUGUCCGAAGGGUAAGACCUUGUGACAGAUCCUCUUUAGUUUUGGAUAACUUGUGGUAUGGGAAAAUGGGAGAUAAAUGUCAGAAAUAUACACAUCACCAGACUUCAAAUUAUAGGUAUCAUAGACAAUCUUAUAUAGAUUCAGGGAGAAAUUAUGUGUUUAGCGCAAGAGUAAGUGAAACUUUUGGGGAUCGUGGGAGGUAUAAACAUGCUAAAGACAAUGGAGGCUGUGACUGGUCUUGUGGUUAUACUGAUACUACCGAGGAUGAAGAUCUCACAAUUUAUCCUGUAGAAGAGUAUCAGUUUAACAGGUCACCAUCUGAGUUUCUGAACUGGGCUGAGGAUGACAUUAUUCGUAGGCAUCAUGAAACUCGUGCAGCAUCUCUAUGUAUGCCAAGGAGAGGUACUGAGAACUGUAUAAAAGGUAGCUCUAAGAUUACGUGCACAAGUAAGCACGGGCAAGCAGUGCUGAGAUGCAGGAAAUCAGUUGACUUGGUUAAUGGCGAAGGAAAGUUUCAUGCAAGAAAAUCCGGAGUCUUGUGCAAUGGUAGGCUUGAAUAUAUCGAUCAGGGGAUAUCUAAGAAGCAGAGAGCUUUUGUGGGUUUUGAUGAAUCUCACAAGAAGGCCAUCAAAUUCGACACCUCAAAAUAUGAGAGCAACCAUGAAAACAAGAAAUGGCUUCAGAACCUUCCAGAUAAGGGGCAGAAAGAAGAAAGCUCGGAUAUUGAGGAAGGUCAGAUUGUAACAGAAGAACCAUACAUAGAGGCUUCUGUGUCCAGAAGAGAUGUUUCUGAAGGUGCAGCACUGACUGACGGUGUGAAGAAGAGAAUAUCACAAAAAGAAAAUAAUUGUGACCAGUUUAUAGGUGGUUAUGACAAUCAAAGGAUUAUUGAUUCAAUAGCCAAGAUGGAAAAACGUAGGGAGCGCUUUAAGCAGCCUAUCACAAUGAAAAAAGAAGCAGAAGAGAGUUUGAAGCUCAACAAUGACUCAAUAAUAGAUACAGGUGAAAUCAAGCAACAUAGGCCAGCUCGAAAGAGGCGCUGGGUUGGUAAUUAAUUUUUACGGUUAUUUGAGGGCUUGAUUAUUCUUCAGAUUCGAUGAAGGGGACACAGCUACUAUGA